UACCCAGCUUGGGACCCGGCCGACAAGAAGGUCGUCUGGAUCAAGGACUCGUGGCGCGCUCUCGACGGUGGCCUCUUCCCAAAGUCGGAGACCCUCAGGCAGCUGAACACACAAGGCGUGCAGUUCGCACCCGUCCUGUUUUGCGGCGGCGAUCUGCCGGGGCAGAGGACGCGGACGCACGAGUUCGUCGACGCACCGUGGGCGCGGGAGUUUAUUGAAAGGUCUUCCAACAGCGGUCAGCAUAGGACGCACCACCCGCGCAUCCACCACCGCCUUGCGGAAACGUACGGCCGACCGCUGUGGGAGCUCGAGUCGUCGAAGCAUCUGCUGCAAAUCCUGCAUGAUGCUUUCACG
Molecule: messenger RNA, 354 nt
Organism: Schizophyllum commune H4-8
Lineage: Eukaryota; Fungi; Basidiomycota; Agaricomycetes; Agaricales; Schizophyllaceae
Exons: 1
Source: RefSeq, a predicted model, not a curated record